Messenger RNA from Aspergillus ibericus CBS 121593, 2183 nucleotides. RefSeq lists its product as uncharacterized. The record is from RefSeq and is a predicted model, not a curated record. The transcript has 2 exons. Bases 459 to 2090 code for a protein of 543 amino acids. NCBI's taxonomy places the organism in Eukaryota, Fungi, Ascomycota, Eurotiomycetes, Eurotiales, Aspergillaceae.
UCUGCAUCCAGCACCGAGCCAUCUUUGGCGUGGAUGAUGGCUUCUUUGGUAGCAACGUCGCUCAUGAUGCUGUUCGUUUCUGCGACCGAGGACAGAGGAGUCGAAUUGCUUGUGGCACCACCCCUGUUUUAUCGAUGAUCAUCCUCAAUGCCGAUGAGUGGUGUGGCCUGAGCCCGUGCUGGGCCCACUCAAGUCUCAAAGAUACGAGCCCCUUGAUAAGUGCGGGGAAGUCGGAUAACCACCCGAUAACAGAAAAGAUAGCUUCUGGCCGGGAUCGCCGGGUUUUGCCGGUCCGUGGCUGGCAGGCUGCAUCAGGUCCCCACCUCGGGCUAUCUUUCCCCGCAUCCUCAUCAAUUCAGACUAAUUCAGGCAAAAUUCCGAUAACCGGUGGGAGGGGUCCAGGGUAUAAGACCCAAUGGAACGAUGUGGCGUCGGAAGACUGACCGACUCACGCCAAUAUGUGGUUGGCUCGGAUCUUCAGCUUGGCCCUGCUGGGGGGUAGCGUCGUGGAGGCGGUUGACUUGAGCCAAGAUGCACAGGAUAUGUUUGAUGAGUCCAUGACCUUUCAGGAUGCUAUUUAUGACCCGGCUGCCUCCUACUUGCACUACUUCUACUAUCCCCUCGCCGCGGGCCCGCACGAGACCCGAUCGACCGUCUGGUAUUCGGCUGGGCUACUCCAACGCAAUGAAGGUAACGACGUCCAAGAGGCCGUCAAUAUCCUGGAGAAAGUCAUUGGCGACCAGGAGAAGAACACCUCGGUACAAUGGUAUGGGGACUACACGGUCUACCCUGAACAGCCUACUGUUGGCACCCCAGCGUACCCCCCGGUGAUCUACAACUCCUGGGAUCCCAACUGGAGAGGGUUCAUCGGCACCGCCUUAAUUGUCAUCUACGAGGAGUAUGCGCAUCUCCUGCCGGGUCAUGUCCAAGACCUGAUCCUCGAAAGCCUGUACAACAACACCGUUGGCGACAGCUAUCGGGUGGGCGGUGUCGACGGCGACAAUCUGUAUCCCGCGUAUUCGAACGCCUGGUUGAUGCGGACGGUUGUCACUUCUUGGACCGGACGCAAAUUCCACAACGCCAACAUGACCGCGGCUGGAGAAGCUGACGCUCGCGAGUUCCUUGCCCUCUUUGAUCGCAACGGCACCUUGUCCGAGUUCAAUGGCCCAACAUAUGCGGGUGUAUCCCUCUACGCUCUCACCAUUGGUGCCAAGUACCUCGGCUCAACCAACUCGACAAUCGGGCAGAACGCGGCCCGUGUAAUCCGGGAGAUCUGGGAGUACGAGUCAUUGCUGUGGAAUGCCAACUUGCGUAACUUUGCAGGACCUUGGGACCGCUCCUAUGGCUAUGAUAUGAACAAGUAUGUGGCCAUCAUGGCGACUUGGGUAUGGUCGUUGGUAGGAAAGGCAACCGUAUUCCACGAGACAUCUCCCAUCUGGACUAUGACACACGCCGAUGAUUUUGAAGUCUCGCCGCUCAUUGCUAUUCUAUCCGAGUUCCACCGGACCCUGCUUCCGGAGUCGAUCCUCUCGCGACUGAUCUCUUUCGAGGGCGAGCACACGUACAGCGGACACGCCUAUGCCCCUCCAGCCGAUCUGGAGCCGCGAAACAUCACCACCUGGCUUUCGGCCAAUCUAACCAUCGGCACGGACUCGUUCAAUCAGAGCGUUGUGGGCGGCUAUUCCGAGGACUCCACGUCGUUCAGCCCGUCCGUCGUUCAGUGGCUCCGUUCCGAUGACUCGGUCGGUUACUUCAACUUGUAUCCCACUGAAACGGCCUUGCAGGCUGAGGUCGCACCAUACGCGCUGAACCUCACCUAUCCUCUUGGAAACGCCUCGAGCACCUUUACAUUUGUGCUAGCAUCAAACCCGCUUGGAGGAAAGCGUGAUAUCACUGGUUUCGACGAUGUGGAUGGCCUCCAGAUUGAGGUGGUAGGCGGGAGUGUUGAUCCUCUGCCAGAGAUCUCAUUCUGUGGACUCGUCGGUGGUUCAUGCGAUAUUAUUCAUGACUUUGAGUUCUGGAAUCUUACCUUUUCCAUGCCGGCGAAUAGUUCGGACGUGCCGAGCAUUCAGUUCAAGUUUGCCCUGUAGGAGACUUCACAUUUGUUGCUUGUACACAUGAAUAGCUACAUGGGAAUAUUGAUCAUCUUUUAUGAUGGCCUUGGUCCUGAUCUACAAAGGCAG